CCUUUUGUCAUGUAGAAAUGUUUUUUGUGACUAACUGACAUACAGUAUCUCUCUUGUAUGUGAUCGACCUGCUGAUUGAACAGAGACGUGAGGAGCAGUUAUGAGUUUAACAGCAGCAGCGAAUGGAUUUGUUGUCUUCCUUCUCUCUGUACAAGUGAUACAGGGUCAGAAUGACUGGGGAGUGACUUACAGCUCUACUAAGCUCUGUGCCUUAAAAGGAUCAACAGUGGACAUACGCGGCACAUACAGAUACCCAUCCAGAAUAUAUGGCCGUGAUACUACAGUUGAGAACACAUUCUGGUUUACUAAAGUGAAUGGAGAUGUACCUGUGGAUCUGAGAACAGACUCAGAGUAUUCAGGUCGUGUUCAGUAUCACUGUGACAACAACAUCUGCACUCUGAGAAUCACAGACCUGAGAGAGAGCGACUCAGCUGAGUACAAGUUCAAGUUCAUAACAAACCAACCAGGUGGAAGUUAUACUGGUUUACCUGGAGUCACUUUGUUGGUCACAGGUCUCCAGGUGCUGGUCAGCAUAACGCAUCCCACCAUGUAUCCUACCUGGAGAGAGCUGAAGUGUCAAAGCAGUUGUCGUCUACCUGAUCAUCCUUCCUACGUCUGGUACAAAAAUGGACAGAAAAUUCCAACAGUAACAUCUUCAUCUUAUUCAGGCUACUUUUACUCUGCAGACAGUUAUUCCUGUGCUGUUAAAGGACAUGAGGAUUCCCCCUCUCCUUCAGUGUGUGUCUUUGGUCAAUCCUGCAACAGAGUGACUUACACUGACAGAAGCAUCUGUGCCUUCAAAGGCUCAUCAGUGGACAUUUCUUCCAACUACAACAGUCAUAAAACUAUCAGAUCUAAAUUCUGGUUCAGUUCUGAACGUAUUCAUCAGUGGCAGAGUCCCUCACAGUCUGAGGACCUCAGUGAAGACUCCCAGUAUGCAGGUCGUGUUCAGGUCCUUGAAACAGAGAGAGGACGCUCCACUCUGAGAAUCACUGACCUGAGAGAGAGCGAUUCAGCCCAGUAUCGCUUCAAAUUCACAGCAGGAAGCUUUGAAUGGAACAGUAUUUUACCUGGAACAACUCUGACUGUCACAGCUCUGCAGGUUCAGGUGACCAGAAUAAAAGUCUAUCAGUCUUAUACUGAGGCAGAGCUGAAGUGUCACAGCAGCUGCAGUCCAGAUGGUCGUCUUUCCUACGUCUGGUUCAGAAACAGAACAGAAAUCCCAUUGACGGAAAUGUCUAUUAAAUACCAGUUUUAUUCCGGAGACAUCAUCACUUGUGCUUUGAAAGGACAUGAGAAUUACAGCUCUCCCUCAGUGUAUGCUCCGAGGCCUCCCUCUGUGUCAGUGAGUCCCUCUGGUGAGAUAGUGGACAACAGUACAGUGACUCUGAACUGUAGCAGUGAUGCUAACCCAGCAGCUAAUUAUACCUGGAACAAGAAGAAUGGAGAUCCAGACCUUCAUCCUCUCAGUAAAGAACCACAGCUUGUCUUCAGGUCCAUCCAGUCCUCUGACUCUGGAGAGUAUAACUGUACAGCUGAGAACGAGCUGGGGAGGAGAACAUCUCAAUACAUCUCUAUUAAUGUGAAAUGGAACUCAACAGUGAUGAUAAAUAUCAUCAGGUUGACUCUGGUGGUUGUGAUGCCGAUUCCUCUGCUACUGUUUUGUCUGUGGAUGAGGAAGAAGAAAACUCUGAGCUCCAGCACUGAACCAAAUGAACCCACAGAGACUAUGGAGCUGCAGUCUGUUUCUGAUCAUAUCAACGUCUCCGCCUUGAACAGCGUCACUGCAGCACAGACAGAAGACACAGAGGAGCAGGAACACCUGGUGUGAAGGUCCGUCAGAUGCAGUCAAACCAGAGGGGACUCACCUGGAUGGAGACAGAGACAAGUACAACACUGAAGUAGUCCAGUGGAGAGCGAGGCUGUGGAGGAUGUGGGGGAAGUGGAUACAUUUACCUUCAACUCCAAAAGUUUUCAUGUUGAGUUUUCAGUAGCAGCAGCAGGUAGGAGUCAGCAGCACAGGCAGUCAGCAGCAGCAUGGAGCAGAAGAUCUGAGGAGAGGGCAAGCUUUAUUUUUACCUGUGCACCUACAUUACAUAUGCUAAUGAUUGCAAAAUGCUAUUUUAAGUUUUAAUGUGAUAAUCUGCCUUUAAUAAAUACUGAUUGUCCUGUCACAUGUCACCUGUCCUGGCAGAGAAAGCCAAUAAACUCUGUUCAAACAGACACGUUGAACUGGAAGCACAAUAUUUCACAGCAUGUACAGAAUAUAUUUAAAUACAUUGAAAUCAAACAUAAGCCCAGCUCUAUCUCACUUUGUUAGCUGGAACAUUUUCAAUGUAUUGCAGUGGCUGAUUGAAAUAAACAUCCAGCUUCCACAACAACUCUGUAGUUUGAACAUCAUUUCAGUUCCCUCUCACUGCUGCAGAGGGCGACAGUGUGCACAAAGUUUGAGAUUUCAGCUUUAAACAAACUCUUUUUGUGUUUAUUAUCCAGAAUAAAGUUUGUAUUUAUCAGUAAUGAACACAAAUAAAAUGUAAAUCAGUUUGUUUGCUCUGA
Messenger RNA from Dicentrarchus labrax (European seabass), 2556 nucleotides. Its product is annotated as B-cell receptor CD22-like. The record is from RefSeq and is a predicted model, not a curated record. The transcript has 10 exons. NCBI's taxonomy places the organism in Eukaryota, Metazoa, Chordata, Actinopteri, Moronidae. Bases 101 to 1831 code for a protein of 576 amino acids.